Messenger RNA from Brenthis ino (lesser marbled fritillary), 444 nucleotides. Lineage: Eukaryota; Metazoa; Arthropoda; Insecta; Lepidoptera; Nymphalidae. The record is from the annotation of a GenBank genome assembly.
AUGUCUCUUACAUAUUUGCCACUUUUAUUAAAAGGCAAAGUUGUAAAAGGAUUUGGAAGAGGUUCAAAGGACUUAGGUUGUCCUACAGCUAAUUACCCGCGUGAAGUAGCGCAAUCAUUACCAAAGGACUUGAAACCAGGCGUGUACUAUGGGUGGGCAAAAGUAGAUGAAGGCCCUAUUCAUAAGAUGGUUGUAAACAUUGGAUGGUGCCCUUUCUAUCAGAAUAAAGAGAUGUCUGUUGAAACACAUGUUAUGCAUGAUUUCAAAGGAGAUUUUUAUGGAUCUUUACUAAAAAUUUGCAUAGUUGGAUAUUUGAGAUCUGAAAAGAAUUUUAAUUCCUUAGACGACUUAAUUGAAGCCAUCAAACAAGAUAUACAUAACGCCGCUAAAGCACUUGAUUUAGAAGAGUCAAAAAAUGUAAAAAAAAACUUUUUUACUGACCAG